This is a messenger RNA of Lytechinus variegatus (green sea urchin), 2464 nucleotides long. RefSeq names its product nose resistant to fluoxetine protein 6-like. Bases 88 to 2442 code for a protein of 784 amino acids. Gene Ontology annotation, molecular function: acyltransferase activity, transferring groups other than amino-acyl groups. Lineage: Eukaryota; Metazoa; Echinodermata; Echinoidea; Temnopleuroida; Toxopneustidae. The record is from RefSeq and is a predicted model, not a curated record. The transcript is spliced from 15 exons.
UAAAAUGUCUGUAUUUGUUAUUAUUUUAGAGCCAUUCAUUUCAUUUCUUGAAUUACAGGCAAGCAUGGGCUGGACGAUCUGAAGACGAUGUUUGCUAACAGAGGUCUAGAUUUAAAUAACGUUAUUGAGAUCAUUGGAAAUAAUCAAGAAUCUGCAAAGUUGCUCUAUGAAAAACUUUCGGACCUCAGAUACCAGGGCACACUACAAGAGACUGAGAAUGGAGAUCAAUUCUACGUGUUUAAUAACCAGUCCUUCCCUGGCACACCAGAGACACCAGUUACCAUGGUUAUGGCUACUUGUAUGCAGGACCUUCUUAAAUUAUCCCUACAUGUAUUGCUCAAAGUUGAAUACGCUUCGAAAAUGUGGACAUCACGUGGAAAAUUGGAUGAGAGUGCGUUUUAUACCUUUCUCUUCAGAGAUCCCGGUAAUAUGUGGUUGUGCCAAUCUGUAAAGGAAAACAAAACUUCACAAAAUCCACCAUUUAGUGGCCAGUACUGUUACUCAACGACGAUUGAUGGCUUUUUUGGACUGGGAUUCUGUGUACCAGAUACAUGUUCAGAGACAGAUCUCAACAUCUUGUUUUGGCUAUUGUUAUUAAUCGAUGGUUCAGAGACAUUUGCUUACAUAGACUGCACAGAACCGACUCCAUGGAGUGCAGCCGACAUCGGAUUUACAGCUUGUCUUGCUUUCUUCGCGUUUAUGGUCCUAUGCGGAUCCCUGUACGACCUAUUUCUCCAACAAAAAGUCUUACGUAAGAUGUGCCAUCACACGGAAGAGAUGGUAGAUAACAACGGCAUGCAAGAGAAAUCAAAGAGCGCAACAGAGAACGACUAUGAAAACAUACGUAACAACAAAAUUAAAGAUGACCAAGGGUCUGAUAUAGCAACGACCUCGGUCGAUAGCGCCUUGGAUGCAACCCUUGAUGUUUCCGAUGGGGUGGAUGGUGAAAGUAUGGAAGGAGCGAAGGUCAACGAGGGGUACGACUUCGGAGAGGAAAAGGAUGUCGAGGAUGCGGUAAAAGAAAAAUCACCGGCUCUGGAGGUGAAGAUGGAGAAUACAAGCUCAUUUUCUCAAAUCCAUAAAAGAUCAAGAAUCACUGGGUGGGCUGUUCUUCAUGCAGUCAUGAUGUCCUUUUCUGCGAUAAAUAAUUGCAAUAAACUCCUCAGUGCCAAGAAGAGGAACAACAACCUGGGAGUCUUGAACGGACUCAGGGUUCUCAGUAUGUUCUGGGUGAUUCUUGGUCACUCUGCCGCGUUCUACAUUGGCCGACUCCACAAUCCAAUGGAAACUUUUGAAAUAACAGCAAGCUUGGGGUUCCUAGCUAUUAUCAAUUCAUCGGUCUCUGUAGAUACAUUCUUUGUCUUGAGUGGUUUCUUAGUCACUUACUUGACUCUGCGACAGAUUGACAGUGUCCGCAAAAGAAGCACUACGCAAUGGGCAGGUUUCUGGUCCUUGUUUUAUUUCCACCGCUGGUGGCGUCUGACACCGGUUUACAUGGCAACCAUGGGUAUCUUUGCCCUUCUAAAGCCCCACUUCGGUCUCGGAUGGUCUACAGACUUUUUCUCUGAAUACAUAAAGGAUGCAUGUCGCCGGCUGUGGUGGACCCAUCCGCUUUAUAUCAAUAACCUAUAUCCAUGGCCAAACGAUAUGGAUGAAUCGUGUAUGGGAUGGUCAUGGUAUCUAGCAAAUGAUAUGCAGUUCUUCAUUAUCAGUCCUUUCAUCAUCAUCGUUCUUUACAAGAAUGGAAAAGCGGGCCUUUGCUUGGUUGCUUCAGUUAUGAUGGUAUCUCUAUCAUCGCUCUUUGGAAUCAACUGGUACUAUGGAUUUACCAUAAAUGCACAAGAACGCUAUACGGACAAUGUCCCAGAACCGGGAAAUGAAGAUGUCAUCUACCCUAAACCCUAUACCAGAAUUCCACCGUAUCUUGUCGGCAUGAUAGUAGCUUAUGCGAUUUUCAAGCUCAAGGGGAAACAGCUCAAGGUCAAUCCUCCGGUGAUGCUCGCUGGUUGGGCAGUGGCACUAACAAUCCUCUGGCUUGUUCUAUAUGGAAUAUGGUUCCCGAAUCAAAGGACAGACGUUCCUCAAUCCACAGCCGUAAUGUACCUCACCUUCUUUCGUGUUGCAUGGGGAGCUGGUAUCGGUUGGAUCAUCUUUGCCUGUAUUCUGAAUUACGGAGGACCUAUCGGUUCCAUCUUGAGUUGGAAGGUCUGGAUCCCUCUAGCAAGACUGACCUACUGUGCUUACUUGGUUCACCCUAUCAUUAUCUUUACCAAAGUUCACUCUGACGCAUUCCUGUUCCACAUGAGCUAUAUUACUUUAUCUUACCUGUUCGUUGCCAAUCUGGUCUUAUCCUACGUCUCGGCCUUGAUUCUUUCUCUUCUGAUCGAGGGUCCUACUAUGGGCCUUGAAAAGGUCAUGUUUGGGAAGUUUAAAAGGUCAUAACUUCGUAUACAUGCAGGCUACG